Molecule: messenger RNA, 3869 nt
Organism: Pecten maximus
Lineage: Eukaryota; Metazoa; Mollusca; Bivalvia; Pectinida; Pectinidae
Exons: 21
Coding region: 123-3710 (1195 amino acids)
Source: RefSeq, a predicted model, not a curated record
GCGGAAGUAAAAACUGUGUGAGGAUCAGGGAAAUGGCGAAUAUGGUUCGACGAACUGUAAUAUAGUCAGAAGAAUAAUUUUAUUGUUUUCAAGUUUAAUUUUGAAAGACUAAAAAUAUCAGUAUGUCAUCACAGGAUGACGAGCAGGAUGAAAGGGAACAAAUUCAAGAUGAUAUUGAGCGUCUAGAACUUGUCUUGCAAGAAGGGGACGAUUACGAAGACAUUGACGAUGAAAAUGCUCUCCGCAUUGACCAAGAUUAUGUUCCAGAUUACGACGAUGGUGCAGAUAUCAAACCUGGCUCAAGUGGAAUCAUUACAUUUCAUGAAGAAGAUCAGGAUUAUGAGGAUGGAUCCGGAGAUGGAGAGGAAACAGAUGAUAUACAGCUGGGUACAGCAGACCUGGCACAACUGCAGAUGAUGGGGGAGGAUGGUGAGAUUGUCAUCAAUCCAGAGACAUGUCUGGCCUUAAAUCGUGCCUACCAAGAAAUCCUUCUAGACCUGCUCAGGAAAAUUGAAAUAUCUCUGCAGGAAAACAGGAGUAAACAGACUACUUUGGAGGAGGAAUUAAGUAUGAAAGCCAGCAGGAAGUACAUUUCUUCAUCAGAACCACACUCGGUGAUCAAGCCUCUUACAUGGUUUAGAGUUCCAUUUUUUAAAGAUAUCAAUGGAAGGCAUGCACCACAGAAUGAGGAUGUACGAUUAAAGAAAUCACUUGGAGAAUUAAAACAAGACCAUUUGUUUCCUGUUGUCUGGUUGAGAGGACAAAGAGAAAUACUGAAAGAGGCCGUAGAGAGGGAUGCUCAAGAGAAACUUAUCAGACCUCUAAUGAAUAAGAAGGAAGUAGAAGCAGAAAAACUCCUGUUAGCAGAUAAAAAUAAAAAGUCAAAGGUUAAGAAGGAGAUCGAGUCUACCCUUAAGGACAUUGACAAAGAGAUAGAAGACAUCAGGUCCAACAGUUUUGAGAAACUCCUCAGCAAAGUCGGUGCAGAUGAUAUUGAUUGGAUGAAGAUAUCAAAUAUUGAUUUUUCGGGAAAACAUGGUUCUGAAGACUGCAAGAAAUUCUGGGUGAAUGUAUUACAACCAGAGAUCAACAAGGAUAAGUGGGUACCUGAGGAAAGAGACCUUCUCCAUGAACUGGCCAUCAAACAUGAGAUGAGGAACUGGGAUUUGAUAGCUAAAGAACUAGGGACAAAUCGAUCAGCUUAUCAAUGCCUUCAAUAUUACCAACAAAACCUCAAUGUGAACUUCAGCUCAAGACAGUGGACAGAGGAGGAAGAUGAUUUACUGAAGGAAGUAGUAGAAAACUGUAGAGUUGGCUACAGGAUAUCCUGGAAUCAGGUGUGCUACUUCAUUGAGGGUAGGAACUGGAAGCAGUGUCAGCGUCGAUGGGUACAGAUUGAUCCAGCAACCAAAAGAGGGCGAUGGUCAGCUGAGGAGGACCUCAUGUUACUCAGUGCUGUUCACCUCCAUGGGACUUCCAACUGGAGGCUGAUCCAUGAAAUGGUUCCUGGGCGGUCCGCCUACCAGUGUCGAGACCGCUACACCAACUGUCUUGACCCCAACCUCAAACCACCUACCACCUGGACCUAUGAGGAGGACAAAAAAUUACUUCAAUUGGCCAGCAAAUACACAAGUGAAGAUGGUUCUGCUAUCAGUUGGACAAAAGUGGCUGCAGAGAUGGAAGGACGGACAGACAACAUGAUCCUAUCACGUUACAAGCGACUCAAAUCCUGGAAGAUACGAGCUGAUUGGCUCAAUACACAAAAUGAUGAAACAAAGGCAUAUCUUGGUACCAUAUUCAACAAAGAUGAACAGGAAUCACAGCCACCAGUUUCUGACCUUAAAGUACCUAUGGGAACGUUUGCAACAGGUGUGCAACGAGAAGAUUAUCUCAAACAGAUACGUGACAAACAGGCAGGUGACAUUGUUGUGCCACGUCCACCACUGAGCCACAGGUUCAAAACACGUAAUAUGGAACAGUUGUGGCAGCGUAAACUUCAGUUGAAGAAACUUGUGGAACACCAUUUACAGAAGACUUUGAGUAAGACUGUCACAUCACAGGACAAGAUGCUCAUUCCCUCCAAAACCGCUCAGGAGUUUGUACCCUUUGUUAAAUUGAACAAAAAACAGCAGAUAGAAAUGAAUGACCUCUUCAAGGACAAAGACCCUUGUACUGUUAAAGUAUCUGACAUGCUUGCAAUAACAAACAAGUACAAGGAUCAUGGAAAUGCAGCAACGGAAAAACGUUUGCGUCGAUUCACCAAGGACCAACGCAUUGACAGGAAAAUGGCUGACAUAGUCCAAAUGAAGAACUACAUGUCGAUGAUUACUCGUAGUGGUGCAGGUCGUCCAAAAAAGUUCUAUAUCUUCUAUCCAUAUGGGAAAUCUGCCAAUAAAGAAGUUACAGAGAAUAUAGCACAGCUCACCUCAAUCUCCACUACACUAAUGUUGUCAGCUCUUGAAGUGAAUGGUCAUAAAGCUUUGCAAAAUGCCCAGAGGAAACCAGAAAAUCAAAUGUCUGAAUCAGAAAAGGAUAACUUAGCAAUUCUGAAGAAACUUUUCCCUCCAUUGCCCGCAUGUAUGAGAGCCCAGCCUGCCUCCAAUUCACAAUUGAAGACUGUUCAAGAUCAGAAGACCGUAACUUUAGGAAAAACUCCUGCAGUACCAGCAACAGAAGGAAAGUCUGCUCCAAAAGCUAGUACCUUGUCAGUUGAUAAAUUACAAGGACUUACUGUGUCAGUAACCAAUAAGUCUUCUCAUUUGUCUGGACAUGUAUCUGGAUCAAAAUCAAAGAAGACUGUGACUAUUGUCAAACCAACAAAUGUUCAGGGAGCUGUGACCCAGAGUAGUAUCCAUACAGCCACUGCUGUUACCAGCUCAAAGACUCUCCGUGGAAAUACACCAAUUUCUAGCUCUCAACCAACAGUUUUGAGAAAACAAGUUGACUCUGGGUUUCAAAAGCUCAGUAAACAAACGGUGGGAAACAAACGACAAAGUUCAGUUGUUCCACAGACACGGUCAAACUCUACCAGCAUACCGGUUAGUACAGUGUCAGCCAGUGUUAGUAACAUCCAAGCAACGACAGCACAGCCUCCCAGAGUUGUUGUUGUACAAAAACAAGGAACACCUACUCCAAGUAACAUCCCGUUACUUCCACCAGGAGUAAAGAACUUAGAAGCGUUUGCUGGACUUGUUGUUCAGUUCCAGCUUCUCACAGCCAGUGCGGGAUCAAUGUAUAAUGAGAAGUAUUACAAAAAUGUCAGCAGGCAGAUUAGAUCCUCAUUGAUUUCUUCACAAAGCAAGAAGGAAUCACAAGAUGAAAGUCUAGUAAAAACAGUGCUGAACUCUUUCAAGAAUAGGUCUAGUGCUGCGGUGAUGCGUGGAGCAAAGCAUGUAAAUAAGGAUCCUUUUACAAAGAACUCUGAAAGCUCUUCCCUGAGAGACACCUUAAGUGAUGUUAGAACUACCCCAGAGUACAAGUUGCUCCAGAAGCGAUUUGAAGGAUUGUUUACAUGGCCUGCUUUACUCUCUACUGUCAAAGUUGGUGGUAACACACAAAAGGAGGAAGAAGUUAGUUCGCUUUUAUCAGGUAAAAAAGCAAGGAUGGCCAAAAGGAGGAAAAUGUUGGAGAGUAAGCCAGCUGAGCCGGAACCAGAUGUUGACAUGGGAGAUCUGCUGGCUGCUGGGGAGAAAUCUUUGCAGCCAAGGUGAAAAAGGCACUGGUUAGGAAAGAAUAUAAAAGGAAAAGGUACCCUUGUUCUAAUGGUAAACACUUCUAUCGCAACCAGUUAUUAAAUAAGGAACACAGACAGAGAAUUAUACGUAGAAGGAUGGUAGUCAGGCGUCUCAACAAAGAACUUCGUGAACAGG